AUGAUAAGAACACUAUCUGCAGUCACUUGGCUCCAUAAGAUCAUUUUACAGAAACCAAUAAAAUAUUAGUGUCCGAAGUCAGCGAUGAAAUUAAUCAUUGUGUUUGCCACUGUCGUUGCUGGAGCUUUUGCUGUAGGUCCUUUGUCUACCGGGCAAAAUGGUAUGCAGGAAGUGCGACAGGGUCGCAUUGUUGGUGGAAGUGCUGUCAGUAUUUCUUCCUUCCCUUGGGCUGUUUCGUUGCGUAGUUGGGGUGCUCACCGUUGCGGUGCAGCAAUUAUUACUCCAACUAGAAUAUUAACAGCGGCUCAUUGUACCAUUGGCGGAAGCAACACUGGAUUUGAAGUGCGCGCUGGAUCUACUCAACGUGAAAGUGGUGGUCAACUGGUUGCAUCGGAACGCGUCAUUAAUCAUCCACGAUUCAGUUUGUCAACAAUCGAAAAUGAUAUUUGCGUCAUAUGGUUAAGCAGUGCAUUGACAUUGAACCCAGCUGCAGUCGCUGUUAUACCAUUGCACGAUGACGGUUUUGAUCUUCGCGCUGGAACAAUGGUAACUGUUGCUGGCUGGGGAGCAUUAUGCGAAUAUGAAGGGUGUGAGGAAGCGCCAAGUCUGCGUGCUGUAACUUUACCAGUUGUUUCUAAUGCUCUGUGUAACGCCCAUUAUGGUGGUGGUGUUACGGCAGGCAUGUUGUGCGCUGGAUUCGCAGAUGGAGGUCGCGACUCUUGUCAAGGCGAUUCAGGUGGGCCACUAUCGAUGGGAAAUGUUCUAGUGGGUGUUGUAUCGCGAGGUCGUGGCUGUGGUCGUCCCAAUCAACCGGGAAUUUAUGCGCGAGUUGCUUAUUAUAGAAAGUGGAUCGUCGAAACGAUAUGAAAAGAUUUUGGAGUUCGAAAUGCAUGUUACGAUUUUAGCGGGAAA
Molecule: messenger RNA, 912 nt
Organism: Bradysia coprophila
Lineage: Eukaryota; Metazoa; Arthropoda; Insecta; Diptera; Sciaridae
Product: trypsin alpha-like
Biological process (GO): proteolysis
Molecular function (GO): serine-type endopeptidase activity
Source: RefSeq, a predicted model, not a curated record